GCAGUUUGAAAAGUGUGCUUGGCGGUUGUCGAAGCACGGAAAAAACAGAAAGCAUGGCACGACGAAAACGCACCCGUGUUCAACGCACGGAACCUCAGCAGGACGUAGACUAUCGCAAAGGGGCUUCGGCAGACUUGCAGGACCUUGGUCUCGAUUCAGAAGACGAGUUUCAUGACCAGAGGGAAAAGAUCACUCUUGACGAGAGCCUCUGGAGAGGACGUCGAGGAGAGGAGGACGAAGAAGGGGAUGAAGAAGUUUUUGGGUUAGAUGUGGGUGACUCGGAUGAGGAGGACGAGGAGGAAGAGGAGGACGAGGAUGAGCAAUUGUUGAAAAAAGUGCGUCAAAGCCUGCGAAAAGGGGCAGAAGACAGUGAGAGCGAGGGCGAAGAGGAUGAGGAAGGGGUCAAAAACCGACGCACGCGAGGGGGGGAUGAUGAAUUUGAUGAUCGGGCGUGGGGAAAGUCGAGGAAAAUGUACUAUGACGCUGACGAGGCGAGCGAUCAAGAAGAUGCCAAGGAAGAAGAACAGGAAGCACUGCGCCUGCAGAAACUACGGGCCAGCCAAAUCCGCGAGCAAGAUUUUAUUGACGACUUUGCAGAUAGCUUCCUCAACCGCCUCUCCUCUGGUGCCGGCGAAUCGUCAACCGCAGUGCACCUCGACAAGGAUGAGCAAGAUGAUGACCUGGACCACCUCGCCAUUUCCACUUCCCUCCCUCUUCACCUCCUCCCCUCAACACAAACAAAGGUGGAAGUCGUUUCGCGCGACGAGAGCAAGCUUUCCGUCGAGGAAUUGGAAAGGAUUGCAGAAUCGAGUAUACCUGAUGUUGUGCAGCUUUUGGGGGAAUUUACAGUUAGAUGGGAAGAGUUGCGAGACGUUAUUGGACCCGCGUUGAAAUGGCAUUGUCGGCCAGAGAAUGCGAUACGGACGGGACACAAGGGUGAAAGAGCCAGACAGUAUCUGGAACUCAAAUACCGCAUUCUCGUCACGUAUCUGACCAACAUAUCAUUUUAUCUCUCCCUCCGAGCCAACCCACCUCCAGGCUCAAACAUCAAGGCUCAUCCCGUUGUAGAAUCUCUGGUUCAAAUGCAGGAAUUCCUAAGUGUUCUCGAAACCAAAGUGGAGGGCCGUGUAUCGGACGAUGAUAGCGAAGGGUCCGAUGAGGAAGGCGUACGGAGAAAAAAGAGACGAAAGAGGCGCCAGCAGGUGCGGGGUCUGCCUGGACUGAUGGCAGACGUGGAGAGCUUGCUUGCGAACGGGGUAGAUGCUAUUGCCGAUGAAGAGCAGGAUUUGAGUGCGGAGGAUGAUGCAAUGGACAUGGCCGAACCCGUCGAUCCGGUCCCAUCCAAACUCGGAAAAAAGAAAACCCAAUCUGGUACUCAAACGAACGGCAGCAUUGAAGCGACGGAACCACCAUCCAAGAAGAAAUUUAAAGCCAUCUCCAUCCCCGAGGUAGAGUUUGUUCCUCUCUCCAAACCAAAGAAAUCCCGCGUCAAAUCAAUGAGCAACGAUUUCGGAGAAUCGAACGACAUUGACCUAGUAGAUUUGGAAGACAAGUUGGCGAGGAAGAAGAGUCUAAAGUUCCAUGUUACCCGCGUCGAUCAGGCCAUUGCGUCCCGCCAAGCGCGCCUAGCACGGUCAGCAGGCGGAGACGAAGACAUACCUUACCGUGACCGCAAUGGCAAAGUCAUCCAGCCUGCGUCUGAGCGACCAACUCAAGAAACCAUUCCCGCGGAUCUGGAUGACGACCAAAUGGGCGAUAUGGCUGGUGACUUUGGUUUCGGGUUGGAUGAUGAUCUCUUGGACAACAUUGGGGCGGAAGGCGAAGACGACGAAUAUGAUUUAGGUCAAGACAAAACGCGCAAACGCCGCCAUGCGUCUGACGAGGAAUCAGACGCCGACGAAGAGGAAGACCCGCUGGCAUACUACGAGCACGUCAAGCAAAGCAAGAAAGCUCGCAAAGAGCAGCGUGAAGCAGAAGUCAUGCAAGCGAAAUUGGAUAACACGCUCGACGAUAGCCAUCUCUACGACGAAAAUGACCUUGGCGAGGGCGCAAAACGUCCAGCAUCCUACAAGAUCAUCACGAACAAGGGUCUCACCCCGUACCGCAAAAAGGAACGACGCAACCCACGUGUCAUGAAACGACUGCGGUACGAGAAGGCUGUCAAGCGGCUGGGAAGUUUCAAGAGAGUUGCCGUGGACAAGAGCAGUUUGGGAGCUUACGAGGGAGAAAAGACGGGUAUCAAAGCAAAUUUGGCGAGAAGUGUCAGAUUUGCUGCAUAGAGUUUGUUAUAUUUUGGGAUGCACUUUUUUCUUUUAUUUAUUAGGGUUAGGGUGGAUAGAUUUCAGCACGUUUUACAUAUCUCUGUGAAUGGACGAGGUUUCCGGAUGGUGAGCAUCAUCCCUUUAUGCAUGGUUUUAAGCAUAAAUUGCAAACGUUGGCGCGUGCUCCAAGAGUUGCGCAUGAGGCAUGUACUUGAUAUAUCAAGGUUCAGUCGUUUUGACCAUUUACCAGGCAUCUGGGCUACAUAAUACGGAAUGUCACUGACUUUUACAUUUUGACUCGUUGUAAUGACAGCUGAAGUGAAUCAUUUACAAGCUGAUGAGUUAGAUU
This is a messenger RNA of Spizellomyces punctatus DAOM BR117, 2610 nucleotides long. RefSeq names its product rRNA-processing protein SAS10. Gene Ontology annotation, cellular component: nucleolus; small-subunit processome. Gene Ontology annotation, biological process: maturation of SSU-rRNA from tricistronic rRNA transcript (SSU-rRNA, 5.8S rRNA, LSU-rRNA). Bases 54 to 2279 code for a protein of 741 amino acids. The record is from RefSeq and is a predicted model, not a curated record. NCBI's taxonomy places the organism in Eukaryota, Fungi, Chytridiomycota, Chytridiomycetes, Spizellomycetales, Spizellomycetaceae. The transcript has 6 exons.